CUCCCUAGAGGAGCUCAACGACGCCAUGUGGUUCGAGUCGGACAUGUACAAGCGGGACAAGGCUAGAUCGGACAAGGCAGACGCUGAGGUUGCGGCUUUCCCCUCUCGGGGGGCGGCGGGGAGCGUCGACGCCGCCGGCUCCCCAGCCGGCUCCCCCGCUACCGGGGCCGGCGCCGGGGAGAGCGUUGACAGAGCAGGAAGUCCACCUGCAGGUCAGGGACCGGCGGCGCAAGCGGCGUCGGCUGAGACGGAGGUCCGCCAGGAACCGGGAAGUACGCCGAUGUCGUUGGCCGCCGCCGCCGCCGCCGCCGCCGCAAACAUCCGCCGGGAGCAGGAGCGAGAGCAGGAUAAGGGCGGGGACGAGGGCGAGCACGAGGGCGAGGAGGUGCCUGAGUGGUGGGUCUUCCCCUUCCUGCUUCUCACAGCGGCGUACAGCCCUUGGAGCGGUCAGGCCCCGUCGGAGUGGAAGCACCUCGACUCUUCGGACGGACUGUCUAAAAAGCGGACGGGCGGGGACGUCACCGUGGACUCUGAAAACCCCGUGUACAGCCCCGCGGUGAUGUCUCGCCUCAACCCCAACGGCGACGCUUUGAGCCGCCGCCAACACUUCGCCGCAAUCAAGCGAGAGAAGGAGGAGGAGAGGAAAGCAGCGGCCGACAAGGAACUUCAAGAAGCCCGGAAGGAAGCCCUUGAGACGAAGAAGGGCCCGGCCGCCUUAGAGGCUGCGAACACACACGUCGACUCCAUAGGCGCGAACAUGAAGAGGAUGGUCGAGCUCAAGGAGGCGGAGGCUGUGGGCAUCAAGCGUGAGAACAAGAUCAAGGCCCUCGAGAAAAUAAUUAUGCUGCGUCUGGGGGACGAGACAGAGAACCGGGCGGAGCUCGAGUUCUUGCUAAACGAGUGUUAGUCAUCCCAUUACGGUUGUCUUGCGUGUUGGCAUGUGAUCGUUGUUCAAAGAAAGGCCGUUGUGUGUUCAUUAUCUCGGUGUUUUUUUGAAAC
Messenger RNA from Ectocarpus sp. CCAP 1310/34, 999 nucleotides. The record is from the annotation of a GenBank genome assembly. NCBI's taxonomy places the organism in Eukaryota, Phaeophyceae, Ectocarpales, Ectocarpaceae.